Molecule: messenger RNA, 1266 nt
Organism: Fraxinus pennsylvanica
Lineage: Eukaryota; Viridiplantae; Streptophyta; Magnoliopsida; Lamiales; Oleaceae
Source: the annotation of a GenBank genome assembly
AUGAUUUCAGAGCUGGCUGUUGGUAAUAUUGUGAGACGUGUUCUACAUUUCAUACGAGAAGAAGAUCUUUCUCUCACUACGGCUGCUGUUGGCGGGUUAAGUUUGUCAGCCGAAAGUGACAAUGAAGAUGAUGUGGAUCAAGACGAUCAUCCAGCUCUUUCGGCUGCUGCUGUAGCUGCUGCUGCAAGAAACACCCUGAGACCACCUUCUUUGCAAACUCUCCUUGAAGACAUGCCUCACUUAACAGCUGUGCCUCAGACAUCUUCUUCUGGUGGUGAUUCUGAAGGAAAAAGCAAAUCUGCUGAUAAGAAUUUGAUGACUCGGAAGCUCAAGCAUAAUGUCAUCGAGGCAGUUAAUGAGCUCAUUCAAGACAUUUCUACUUGCCAUGAACUGAUUGCUGAACAAGCAAAGCGGCAAAAGCUGCAGCUUCAUCCGGAUCCGGCGACCGGUGAACCAGCAGGGCCCGUACUCGAAAUCCGUGCAGAAGCUGCUGCCUCUCCUAUUUUCGUCUUCGAUCUGCAGAAGGUGAACGUCGGCUGCCGGUUUAGACCAUUGCAGUUGCUAGUGCUGGUGAUGUUCUUGUUCUCAAUUUCGUUGGUUCCAGUGGCUGAUCGGCUUGGUGUGGUCGGCAGUGGCCAUUGCAGUGAGGUUAUCUUGACUUUAGGCAGCUCGAGAACAGUGACGGAAUUCCUAUGCGCUGCGAAGGAGAAAAAGAGAUCAUUCCGAGUUUUUGUUGCCGAGGGAGCUCAAAGAUAUCAGGGACAUGCUCUUGCAAAAGGACUGGCUGCAAGGGGACUACUGACCACAGUUAUUACUGAUUCUGCAGUUUUUGCAAUGAUUUCCCGAGUCAACAUGGUUAUAGUUGGAGCUCAUGCUGUCAUGGCCAAUGGUGGGGUUAUAGCUCCAGUGGGGUUGAAUAUGGUGGCCCUACCAGCUCAAAGGCAUGCUGUCCCUUUUGUUGUACUCGCUGGGGUUCACAAGCUGUGUCCUCUGUACCCGCAUAACCCAGAGGUCUUACUGAAUGAGCUGAAGUCCCCAUCUGAGCUGCUGGACUUUGGAGAAUUUUCAGGUUGUUUGGAUUUUGGAUGUGGCUCUGGUUCACCUCUUCUUCAUGUUGUCAAUCCUGCAUUUGAUUAUGUGCUACCGAAUCUUGUUAGCUUAUUCAUUACUGACACAGGUGGGCACAAUCCUUCAUACAUGUACCGACUCCUUGCUGAUUAUUACUCUGCUGAUGAUUUAGUAGUGCGACGGAGAACGACCUCUUGA